AGACCUCUACUGCACAGAGAACCACACAUGGCUCCUACAAUCACUUCAGCAAUGACUUCUUCCCAGGACCACCUAACCCUGCCCCACAAGAUCAGAAAGCCACUGGUGGAAAAGCUCCGCAGAGAGCGAAUCAACAGCAGCAUUGAGCAGCUCAAAUCUCUGCUGGGUCCAGAGUUCCUCAAACAAGAACCUGACUCCAAGAUGGAGAAAGCAGACAUUCUGGAGAUGACAGUUGACUUCCUGAGACAACUGCAGCUCUCUCGCCAUGGAAAAUCUUUCAAAGGUUUAACAGCUGCCAACCAGGGUCACUCCAGGUGUGUCCAGGAGGUGGUCCACUUCCUGUCUAAGGAUGAGGUGAAGACACUGGCCAACAGAAGAAUGUUGGAUCACUUCCAGAACCUUCGGACCUCCUCUGAUACAAGGCUGACUGAGGGUGGUUCAAUUCAGUUGAGCUCUCCACUCAAGCCCAAUAUCACCAAAGAGAAGAGUUCAGUUAACAGCGCCGUCUGGAGGCCCUGGUAGAAACCUACACACUGGAGGUACCAGACAACAUUGGCCAUGUUGUUCACAACAUGUUGUUGUCAAUGUAUAAUAUCAACUCAAUAUUGAUGUUCGAAUAUCAUGUUAUUCUUCUAAAAGAAGACCUCCACAUGUUUCUGCUAUGUGUUGUAGUGUACUGUAUCAACUGUCUGUUAUUACAGAUUCACAAAAGAGCUUUUUCUGCUUUAGAGUUUGAUGUUCAAACUUAAUGGCAAUUAUUUGAUAACAUAUAGAGCCUUUCUCUCUCAUGUAAAGAUAGGGCAUGUUUGGUGCAUUUAUUUCCAUUUAAGGAAACAUUUUACACCGUAUAAUUAAUUACUCAUGAUCAUAUUGAUCUAGUCUGUGUUCUUCCUUCAAAUCUGUGAAUUGUAAUCUGUGCUUUAACAUUCUUCUAAAAGAAGAAAACCUCCACAUGUUUCUGCUACGUGUUGUAGUGUACUGUAUCAACUGUCUGUUAUUACAGACUCACAGAGGAGCUUUUUCUGCUUUAACGUUUGAUGAUAUUGAAAAUAUUUAACUUAAUUUUCUAAGGGAAAUACAUGGCAUAUUUAUGCAUUUGGUUAGAUUUGAAGGACCAUUUUGUUACUCUAAAAUGAAUUGCUGAUGAUCGUGUGGAUCUAUUUUGUUUUUGUAAUUUAAAUCUCUGAUUUGUAAUCUGUGAUCUAUUGAAUUCUGAUCUGUUUGUAUUGUAUGAUGUUAUUCUCAUACACACAAGUGGUGAUAUUUUAAUUUCAUUUUCAUGAAAUUCAUGAAAAGUGGUACUAUCCCAACUGGAUAGUAACCCUACUUCAUUACUUUGCGAUGAAACAUUCCUGAUCAAUUAUAUGAUCCUGUUUCUUUUGUUUUAAUUAUGAAGCUUAAAACAUUGGAUUCAUAGUAAACUAUGAGUUAAGCUUUGAGUGUAAACUCAACAUUGUUACCUUUAACAUUUUAUAUCUUUUAUGAAGACAACUGUUCAAAUGUUCAUCCUCUACUCUGUUUGAGUACAAUGUGCUUUGGAGAUCUUUUUCAAAUGAUUGUUGUGAUGUGUCAUCACCUCUAUUGGACUUCAGUUGAAGUUUAUACUGCUGAAUAUGUCUGUGUGAAUAAAAAACUUAAAAUGAACUAA
Messenger RNA from Gadus morhua (Atlantic cod), 1648 nucleotides. RefSeq names its product transcription factor HES-5-like. Gene Ontology annotation, molecular function: protein dimerization activity. The transcript is spliced from 2 exons. NCBI's taxonomy places the organism in Eukaryota, Metazoa, Chordata, Actinopteri, Gadiformes, Gadidae. The record is from RefSeq and is a predicted model, not a curated record. Bases 28 to 522 code for a protein of 164 amino acids.